Molecule: messenger RNA, 5260 nt
Organism: Lineus longissimus
Lineage: Eukaryota; Metazoa; Nemertea; Pilidiophora; Heteronemertea; Lineidae
Product: mothers against decapentaplegic homolog 3-like
Exons: 8
Coding region: 137-1402 (421 amino acids)
Biological process (GO): cell differentiation; SMAD protein signal transduction; positive regulation of transcription by RNA polymerase II
Cellular component (GO): heteromeric SMAD protein complex
Molecular function (GO): DNA-binding transcription factor activity, RNA polymerase II-specific; I-SMAD binding; RNA polymerase II cis-regulatory region sequence-specific DNA binding
Source: RefSeq, a predicted model, not a curated record
CUCCGUCUGAGAUUUUGCAAUUUUUCGACUUUGCGAUGAUCAAAUGCCGCUAAAAAAGGCUAUAAACAGCGCUGAUUUCGCUAGGAAGUUAUAGAUUAGGAGGACGUAGGCCUCUAGGAGGGAUCGGUAGCCUAAAAUGUCUAUGCUACCUUUCACACCGCCCAUCGUAAAGCGAUUACUCGGCUGGAAAAAAGGCGACGACACGAAAGAAGACAAAUGGUGUGAAAAGGCUGUGAAAAGUCUUGUGAAAAAGCUCCGAAAAACGGGUGGUCUGGACGAAUUAGAAAAAGCUAUUACCACCCAAGACAAAAACACUAAGUGUAUUACCAUCCCAAGGGCGACUACUGAUUACAGAUCAUUGGACGGACGUCUCCAGGUUUCACAUCGCAAGGGCCUACCGCACGUCAUAUACAGCCGACUGUGGCGUUGGCCGGAAUUACAGUCGCAUCACGAGCUGCGUCCGACAGAAAACUGCGAAUACGCAUUCUCGUUGAAGAGGGAGGAGGUGUGCGUCAACCCUUAUCAUUAUACGAAGGUCGAGACACCCGUGUUACCACCAGUACUGGUUCCGCGACAGACAGGGGAGCCACCGACCGAAUAUCCGCCGUUAGACGACUUCUCAAAUACUGUGCCGGAUAAUAUCGACUAUCCGUGCGGAUUUCAAGAUCAACCACUGAGUAUUCCUGAAACUCCCCCACCAGGCUAUAUGAGUGAAGAUGGGGAUAAUAAUGAAAACUCCAAUCAAAUGGAGGGAGUCGACGUCUCACCUAGUCCCCCAGUAGAUGCACAGCCAGUCACUUACACAGAACCAACAUUUUGGUGCUCCAUAUCGUACUACGAGUUGAAUCAUCGCGUCGGCGAGACGUUUCAUGCCUCCCAGCCGUCGUUAACCGUCGACGGUUUCACCGACCCGUCAAAUUCGGAACGAUUCUGUCUUGGGUUGUUGUCGAAUGUGAAUAGGACGCCGCCUGUGGAGUUGACGAGGAGGCAUAUAGGGAAGGGAGUGCGAUUAUAUUAUAUUGGGGGUGAGGUAUUUGCCGAAUGUCUAAGUGAUAGCGCCGUAUUUGUACAGAGUCCGAACUGUAACCAGCGGUACGGAUGGCAUCCGGCGACUGUCUGUAAGAUACCACCAGGGUGCAAUUUGAAAAUCUUCAAUAACCAGGAGUUCGCGGCUCUCCUCGCUCAGUCUGUGAACCAGGGCUUCGAGGCUGUUUAUCAACUCACCAAGAUGUGCACCAUCCGUAUGAGCUUCGUCAAGGGAUGGGGUGCUGAAUACAGGCGACAGACGGUCACAAGCACGCCAUGUUGGAUCGAGAUCCAUCUGAACGGCCCGCUCCAGUGGUUAGACAAAGUUCUCAACCAGAUGGGAUCGCCACACAUGCCCUGCUCGAGCGUUUCAUAGAGGGCGCUGUGAAGUAUUGACGAGACAGUUAUCAUGGACGUUUUGGAAACGCUUACUGUGUCGGGGCGAUUGACGAUAAGUCGAUAGAUGUUUUUUAUUCAAAUGUUGGUUUUGGCUGGAUUCAGGUUUGCGGAGAUUUUGUGGCCGUGACGUCAAACGACUGGUCGUUAUUGUGCUUGACAUCAGAUUUUAGUCGUGAACUCAUUUUUUGGACCAAGUCAGUUUAAAGGGGUACGCCGUUCGUAAUGACUGAUGGGCCAGGAAAAUAGAAAUGCAGUUAUACACAAUGCCGUAGUGAAGUUAUUAUGCAUACCAAUUUGCUGAAACUUGGUAUCUGUCUGUAUUUACAUGUAGUAUAUGUACUUGCACAAUAGGGAAUUCAAAUUCAAUUACAAUUUCAAUUUGUUCAUGAACAGCAAAGGUCUUUAAAGUAGCCUUCUCCAUCAUAAAGUCACAGAAAAGGUGAAGGAAAACGGGAUUUAUCUAAAGCCCGAUUUCUGUUUAGAAUUUGGGACUUUGCAGAAGGGGUUGCAGAACUUCGCCAACCUGGAUCCAGCCAUGAACUAUUAGAAACGAUGACUGAUGCUGGAAAACGCUUGUGAUAAUGCCGUUCGUAUCCGCGACAGAUCGCCCCCAGAGCCACCUGGUGACAGAAGGGAGAAACUAGGCUCUUCUCCAAGACUGAUGACGCUUUUAAUGUACCCUUAGAUUUUAUCAUGCUCAUUAGAAUGAUUCUUUACAUGAUGGAUAAAAGUUUGAUUAAGCAUCGAGACCCGGGUUGAAUGUUCGUGAUCCGUGACUUUUUGUGGUCAUCGAUUGGCCGUUGAAAUGUUCAACACAAUGGAUUUCUGUAAAAAUCUGAAUUUAGCCAAAGAGGGAUUGAGUCACAUCUGUUGGUACUGUGACGACAUGUAGAUGGGUAGAUAUUGAUAAUGAGGGUCAUUGCUUGUAAUGAGAGGAUCACCUGCUUGUAUUGCUGUACAUAGGUUCUCAACAUUUGUGGGCUAACCUCAGCUCAUAAGCUGAAUUCAUAGGAUCAUGUAUCUGUUCUACAGUGGAACCUCCCUUAGAGGACACCUCUCUAUUAAGAACAACCUCUCUAUUGAGGACAACCUCUCUAUUAAGGACAACUGCUCUGUUAAGGACACUAGUUUUGGUCCCAAAUUGGUUUCCUUUCAAUUUGACCUCUUAUCCGGACACCUCUCUAUUAAGGACAGCACUUGUCAGUCCAGAGGGUGGCCUUUAUAGAGAGGUUCCACUGUAUUGUUGAUCCUGGGACAAUGUCGUGUGUAUUCAACAGAAAAAUGUGCUUCAGGUGAAAUGCUUUUGUGAUUUUGCUUCCUUUUGUAAAAAGUUACAUGGCAUCUUUGCUCAGUGUGACAGUUGAAAAGGCCUUGAAGUGGUGCAAACUUUAGCUUUGGAUGGCAACAUUGAUCACCAGGGGAGGGGCUAGGGAUUGGUUGACUGAUGCAUAAAACUGAUCACCUAUCUGGGGAGGGGGCUAAGUGACUGGUUGACUGAUGCAUAAAACUGAUCACCUGUCUGAGGAGGGGGCUAGGGACUGGUUGACUGAUGCAUAAAAACUGAUCGCCUGUCUGAGGAGGGGGGAUAAGUGACUGGUUGACUGAUGCAUAAAAACUGAUCGCCUGUCUGAGGAGGGGGGAUAAGUGACUGGUUGACUGAUGCAUAAAACUGAUCACCUGUCUGAGGAGGGGGCUAGGGACUGGUUGACUGAUGCAUAAAAACUGAUCACCUGUCUGGGGAGGAGGAUAAGUGACUGGUUGACUGAUGCAUAAAACUGCCACGCAUUUUAAAAUGUGGGGACUUGGGGACUUUGGCGUGAAGUUCCUCAUCUUCCAGGGCAGGGCCCGGUUGUUCAAGACAGGUUUUGACACUUGGUGUUAGGUCUCAUUGGCUUACCUGAACGAGAUAAUAUGUGAAAAACUUGUUUUUCUGAGAUGUUGGAGUCCGCUAUUUGCUAACGGUGGUUUGGGGGCUACUAAGCCGCAGUUAUCUUACCGUGCUGCUGAGUUUGCGCUAUCAGGCUUAGCUGCCGCUAUACCAUCGCUAAGUUAGCGUAACAUUUUAGUUCGUAGCAGUCACUAAAACUUGGCCAUCGUUAACAUAACCGGUGUUUCCAAAAAAUGUCAUUUAAAUUAUUUUUUGAGUACAAUAAACCCAUUUAUCAUGGACAAAAGUAUGCUUUCAUACUUAACAUUGAAAAUGUCAAUGAAAAACUGACUUUGUAUAUCAAUUUGAAGUGGAUUGAUAGUUACUUGUCCUCCAAAGUAGGCCAAUAGCCUGAUCUACAUCACAGCUUUUGGUGAACCCGCCACCUGGAUUUAACAAGCCCAUGGGGUUUUCUGCAUUGUAAAUUGUUGGGUACUCUUUUGAUAUUGUCUAACAGUAGGAAAUGGCAAGAUACCUGGUGUAUUGGCUUUUAGACAACUGGGUCCUGGUUGUGAAAAUUUGCGGGUUUACAGAAGCAAGAAUGUCAAAUUUAUGCAUGAAUAUGAAAAAGGCCAGUCCGAACAAAUCAAGUUCUCGUGAAGGAUUUAAAUGUCGAUUGCCAGUGAAAUACACACACGUGUGCUAAAAGUUGACGGUGUAUAAUGAUUGACGAAUAGUUUUCGGUAAAUAAUGAUUUGAAAUUGAUUGUAUGAUCUUGUUUAAUUGUUGAUGACCAAGGUAGGGAAGACCUUGAAAAAAAACUUCCAUAAUUGUUUCUUUGUAAAUAUUCCGUGCAUGUACUCGAGAACUUUGACCUUUUACUCUUAAGAAAUUGGGAUAUGCGUGUUUUCAAGACUGAAUAAAGACUUUAGUGUUUUUCGGAUAGAUCUGGCCAAGGUACAUCAGAUACAUCUGACCUAUUGUCACUGAACUGUAAUAUUGUGAUCACAAAUAUUAAUGUUACACAGCCCUGGGCAGCCUGUGUCAUAGUUGACUGGCUUUAGCUGACACCGUGAAAGUGUAUUGUUUGGCCUACCCUGAGGAUAAUCCAGUGCAACACUAGCUUUUAGGAAAUGUGAUGUGGACACAAAGUACCUUCAGCUAUAAGGAUAUGAAAAAUACUCUAGUCCUUAUUCAGUUUUGAUACAUCAACAUGUACUUUAUAAUUGGACUUUUACUCCAAAAUGCGCCAUGAUUUGCAUGUUAUAGAUUAAAAAUGAAAUGUUACGCUCGAAACUGUUAUAUGCUAUCGUCUGCCUGAUUGUAUUAACGUGAAAUUCUGGGGCUGCUCAUUCAAAUGGAUUACCGGUCUAGUUAGAUUUGCCUGUGGCUUAUUUCAAGGCCUGUUCAGUAUUUUCACUUGCCACUUGUUUACCCUGUCAAUUUCUUCGCCUUGAUAUUUUUGCUUCGUGAAAAUGUGAUCAUGUGACGUGUAUUCAUAAGCAGGUUGUAGUUUAGUUCCUAAUCUCUUACCAGGGCAAAUGAGAUGAAUGGUCAUGCCCGCCAUUUAGGGACACUGUAAACCUCUUCAUUUUGGCUGCUUGUAUGUCUUCGAAAACAUCUAUUCAGAUUUUGCUUCCUUUUGUUACUUGGAAUUGGUGCAUUUUCCAACAAUGAACCCCUGAAUGUACAAUUGUACCCUUUCUAAAAACAGAGAAAAAAUUCAAUGCGAAUAUUUGACAUAAUUAUCUGUUCUUGAACUUUUCAAAAUAUGGCCUGGGUGCCAUGGCCACUGGGAAAAAUUGUGUGUAAAAUUUUUUUUGCAAUUUUCUGAAGAUGCUCCGUUUACGCAUUGUUACAUGGAUCUUUUAUUAGCUUGUCUAAUCUGCCGUGUAUAAUGUCAUUUUUGUGUUGCUAUGGCAACAGAAUUAUACAGCAACAAUAAACAAAUGUAUAAAUGGAUUGAAA